Messenger RNA from Spodoptera frugiperda (fall armyworm), 2212 nucleotides. RefSeq names its product heat shock protein 68. Lineage: Eukaryota; Metazoa; Arthropoda; Insecta; Lepidoptera; Noctuidae. Bases 159 to 2054 code for a protein of 631 amino acids. Gene Ontology annotation, biological process: cellular response to unfolded protein; protein refolding. The transcript has a single exon. The record is from RefSeq and is a predicted model, not a curated record. Gene Ontology annotation, cellular component: cytoplasm. Gene Ontology annotation, molecular function: ATP-dependent protein folding chaperone; ATP hydrolysis activity; misfolded protein binding.
CAAGCGCGGCAAAGCAUUCAGUAUUUGAAAAUACAAGCAAGCGAAGAGAAGAGAAGAGGUUAAGUGCGGUAAUACUACCGAACAAAGUUUACGCAAAACAAAUAAUAAUACAAGUGUUUAUUGUUCAAGUGAAUACAGAAGAAAUAUAAUUAAGAAAAAUGCCAGCUAUUGGAAUUGAUCUUGGUACAACCUACUCGUGUGUUGGAGUGUGGCAGCACGGGAAUGUGGAAAUCAUCGCAAAUGACCAAGGCAACCGAACUACUCCGUCAUACGUCGCGUUCACAGACACCGAACGGUUGAUUGGAGAUGCAGCUAAAAACCAAGUCGCCCUCAACCCCAACAACACAGUAUUUGACGCCAAACGACUCAUCGGCCGCAAGUUUGACGACCCGAAGAUCCAACAGGACAUGCAGCAUUGGCCCUUCAAAGUCAUAAAUGACUGCGGCAAGCCCAAGAUACAAGUUAACUUUAAGGGAGAAACUAAGAAGUUCGCGCCGGAGGAAAUCAGCAGCAUGGUGUUAACAAAGAUGAAGGAGACUGCAGAGGCUUACCUCGGAACCUCAGUGCGAGAUGCUGUCAUCACAGUUCCGGCAUACUUCAACGACUCACAACGACAAGCCACUAAGGAUGCCGGUGCCAUUGCUGGUCUUAACGUGCUAAGGAUCAUCAAUGAGCCAACAGCUGCCGCCCUCGCCUACGGUCUCGACAAAAAUCUCAAAGGCGAACGAAAUGUGCUAAUAUUUGAUCUUGGUGGCGGCACGUUUGAUGUGUCCAUUCUAACCAUCGAUGAAGGCUCUCUAUUUGAGGUACGGGCGACUGCCGGUGACACACACCUUGGCGGUGAAGACUUCGACAACCGGCUAGUGAACUUCCUAGCCGAUGAGUUCAAACGCAAAUACAAGAAAGAUAUGCGAAACAACUCACGCGCUCUCCGCAGGCUUCGUACGGCGGCAGAACGCGCGAAACGCACGUUAUCUUCCAGCACAGAAGCAACCAUUGAAAUUGAUGCACUACACGAAGGCAUUGAUUUCUACACUAGAGUGUCGCGUGCACGAUUUGAAGAACUAAAUGCUGAUCUGUUCCGAGGCACUCUUGAACCCGUUGAAAAGGCGCUUAAGGAUGCUAAACUAGACAAGAGUUCCAUCCAUGACGUUGUACUGGUCGGCGGCUCUACUCGCAUCCCCAAGAUCCAGAGCAUGUUGCAGAACUUCUUCUGUGGCAAGCAGCUGAACCUGUCCAUCAAUCCAGACGAAGCCGUGGCAUAUGGUGCCGCAGUGCAGGCAGCUAUACUCAGCGGCGAGCAGCACUCUAAGAUCCAGGACGUGCUGUUGGUAGACGUCGCUCCUCUAUCACUCGGUAUAGAGACAGCCGGUGGUGUCAUGACCAAAAUCAUCGAGCGCAACGCUAAGAUUCCUUGCAAACAAUCGCAGACGUUCACCACAUACUCAGACAACCAACCAGCUGUGACCAUCCAAGUAUAUGAAGGUGAACGAGCCAUGACGAAGGACAACAACUUGCUGGGUCGCUUUGACUUGACGGGCAUUCCGCCUGCACCUCGAGGAGUGCCUAAGAUUGACGUCACCUUCGAUCUAGACGCGAACGGAAUCCUGAACGUAUCAGCCAAAGAAAACAGCACCGGGCGCAGCAAGAACAUUGUGAUCAAGAACGACAAGGGUCGUUUGUCGCAGGCUGAGAUUGACAGAAUGUUAUCUGAAGCCGAGCGAUACAAGGAAGAGGACGAGCGCCAGCGACAGAGGGUGUCUGCUCGCAACCAGCUGGAGUCAUACAUCUUCAGCGUGAAACAAGCGCUGGACGAUGCUGGCGACAAGUUGAGUGAGCAAGACAAGCAGACGGCGCGGAACGAGUGUGACGAGGCACUGAAGUGGCUGGACAACAACACACUUGCUGAGAAGGAGGAGUACGAGCACAGAAUGAAGGAGCUCCAGAGAACGUGCUCGCCUAUCAUGAGCAAAAUGCACGGCGCGGGAGCUGGACCCCAACAAUACGGACAGCAACAAGCGAACUCGGGGCCCACAGUAGAAGAAGUAGACUAAAUUCCUAAAUUAGUAAAACAUUCUGAUCUCUAGUCCCACCAGUAUCUCAAUUGUAAAUAAUAGCUUUUAAGUUAAUUUAAGUAUUUAUUUAAUGUAUGUUAAGAAAAAAAAAACACAAUCAUGUGCUGGAAAAAUAAAUAAAACAAAUUCAAAUGAAA